GGAGACUGGCUAGACAUAAUCGACUAGUGCGAUUAUGUCGGACAUUUAUGGGAGUCAUGAACAUGUUACAUAAUUGUCGAGACACAUCGUUAUCAGCAUCGUUACAUGUACCAAAAUUCUCUUCGAUCUUUGCAACCAAGCGUCUUCUGUUAUUGUGUAAAGUGCUUUACUACCGAACGGUCUAGCUGGAUAGAUAGUGGCGCCAUAAGAAUGGAAAAGUUUCUUGUUCUUUUCGUGGUUUUUGUCGGGUUGUUGGCAGGUAAGAAGCACACUAGAGUAUACUGGUAAAUCUUUUCUUUACAAAAUAAUUCACAAACUCCCCAAACAGUCGCCAGCGGAUCUGUGGAACAUCCAAAGAUUGGCAGAUUGGGCCAAUUUUGGGAACGAUGUCAAAACAACACUGAAUCCGAUGGCGUGCUCAUCGGUGCUUACCGAUCAGUAAGAAUGGGUGAUCAUUGCGUGAGAAGAAUAGAAUUUGAAGAGCUGUGGAGCGACCUGCAGUUGAUAACCAACGAGACGCGUAAAUCAUUUUUUGAAGAAUACUGUCCACAACUGCGAAUGUUUAACAUCUGCUUGAGCGCAAUAGUGGACAACUUAAAACCUUGCUAUAAAGAAAUUGAGUACAACGUUCCUCGAGAGUUAGCAAGCGUUGUUCCGGCUGCGGUAGAGCUGUUAUGCAAGGAUGAUGGAGAAAUAUUCUUCAGAGCGAUUGAUUACGGCCAUCGAAUGGAGUGCCUUCGGGAUUGGGACGCUAAGGUGAAGGGUUGUUUCACAAUUUUUGAAGAGAUGCAACCUGUUUAUUCCUUCCUACUGACCCAAGAGCAGUGCAGCAUGUUUACUAGUUUUCGACAGUGCUUGAACGAGAAGAACGAGCGAGCAGAGGAAGGAUGCCAAAUAUCGCCUGUGGCGACCAUAUAUGAUCUGUUUUAUAAUGCCUUAUUCCGUUCGGGAGGUUGUCGUAAUGCAUAAGCAAUCUAGCCCUGGGGGUGGCGCUACCAUGUAUGAUGAAAAUGGACAAUAAACCGAUUUCUAUUAUGCAUCGAACCCGAUGAACUAUAAUAAAUUGAGUUUGUUUGAGAAAAUAUUACUUAUAAAAAUUACAUAACU
This is a messenger RNA of Anopheles darlingi, 1107 nucleotides long. Its product is annotated as 27 kDa hemolymph glycoprotein-like. The transcript has 4 exons. The coding region runs from base 445 to 969 and encodes 174 amino acids. NCBI's taxonomy places the organism in Eukaryota, Metazoa, Arthropoda, Insecta, Diptera, Culicidae. The record is from RefSeq and is a predicted model, not a curated record.